GUUGUAGGAUAGGGGACUCAUCAGCAAUCCCCUGCAGAAACAGGUCCAAUUUUCUCUUGUCUUGUCUUGUUGUAGUUUAGGUGAUGUACACGACGGUCUACUUGGGAGUCCCCCUCCCCUACACUGUUCUCCACUCCUAAUGUGGCGGUCAGGGAGGGAGUUACUCUCUGCCCCCUGGGCAGAGAGUUGAUUUUAACCUCCCCGACAUUGACUGGACUACAAUACCCCAAUUUGACCCUCCCAAUGCUGACGCCUCCAACCCCAUUAUUUCCCACACAAACAGAUGCCAACUACACGACAUUCAUUGACAUCAUAAAUAUAUUUUCACUCACAAACAGUACUCCAGCCAACACAAACACAUACUGUGUUCACUGCCCUGCCCUGCUACAAGGUGACCUAGACCAAGUGAUAGCUUGGGCAGAGGAGAUCAACACGCUGCUAAACGGUGACAAAUUUGAGGCACUUAGAUAUGGCCCACUACAGGAGCUGAAGACCACAACAAGUUACAUUUGCAACCAGCAUACCAUCGAAAUCAAACACCACGUCAGGGAUCUUGGGGUGUAUGUGAGUGAUGACGCCACGUUCACAUUGCACUACGACAAGAUCACAGAAACAGCCCGAAGACUCACUGGCUGUAUACUCCGUACCUUCAGAACCAGAAAACAGGCCUGUAUGCUGACACUGGAAAUCCUUGGUGCUCCUUAGGCUAGAGUACUGCUGCCAGCUGUGGUCCCCUCACAGAGUGGGAGAUAUAUCAAGGAUAGAGGCAGUACAGAGAACAUUUACCUACUGUAUUGAGGGUAUGGAGCACCUCAACUACUGGGAAAGGCUACAACACCUACAUCUCUACUCACUACAGCGGCAACGAGACAGGUACUUCAUCAUGUAUAUACGUGUGGAAAACACUCGAGAAGCUGGUACCAAAUGCUGGUCUCCAGGAGCACCUCCACCCAAGGCGUGGCAGGCUGUGCUACUCCAAGAGGACUGAAGGUGUGUCCUCAAGAGUGAAAACCAUCAUGCACAACAGCUUCACCCACACUGGAGCACACCUGUUCACUGCAGUGCCUUCCAGCAUAAGAAACCUGACUGCAGUAACACCCGACACCUUCAAGUACCACCUGGACAAGUGGGUGUCAACAGUACCUGAUCAACCACCAAUGCCAGGUUAUCCCAGUGGCAAUGGAAAUGGUCUCCAAGGCACAAGAGUAGAGGAGCCAGAGGGAAGCAGCGGAGGUCCACCUCAGCUGUGUCCGCAGUCAACGAGAUUUAUCAAAGUAAACAAAGGACACAGAGGUUGAUACUUUGAAAACCAGCAAACCACAGCAGCAGGAUGGCAGAGGGAGGGAGAUCAUCAGAUGGAGCACAGCAAGACUUGAAGAGGAAGAGAAACUUUGGAGCUGAUAUUGAUGAAGAAGUGCAGCUGGAAUCACUGUUGUCGGAUGAGGCCAACAGAGCAGUGCGUGAUAGGUACUGGGACCUGAUGAAUGUGGUGCAGCAUCACAAGGAACAAGAAACCAACAUUGACUCACAGGACAUACAGAUGCUGCUGCUCAAGGCCAAUGAGGUCUUUGAGGAUGUAAAGCGUCCAAGAGAGGCAGCGAUUGACGCACAGCUUCUGAAGGCAUGUGGAAGCCUGGCAAGAGUGCACAUAGAGUCAUCACAAUCCAGUCUUCCGGUGUUUAGAGCAAGAGAUUUUGGGGAGAAGUUGAUUGCUUUUCUGGUGCAAGAGGAAGGGGAGGAGAAUGAACCAGAGGAACACCCAAAUUUGCUGGCCAGACUGGGCAAAAAUACUCUACACUUGAGCAGGGGGGUGAUGGGAGUGGAGCCGUUCUUCAGUGCUAUGGAAUGGGACCGACCAACACCACAGCACAGGGCCAGGAAGAGAAACGAAGUUAAUGUAGUCGGAGAACAACAGAAGGUGAAGGUGUCAAAGGGAGAGGAAGACAAGGAGGUUGAGGCUGUGACAUGGAAGCACAAGAUCCUGAAGCAGUGUUAUGUGGUGAACGGAAAACAGCCGAUCUGUUUCUACAGCUUCAUUGUUGACCCAAACAGCUUCACCCGCACCAUUGAGAACCUCUUCCACCUCAGUCUCCUCAUCCGAGAACUGUAUGUGGAGGUGCUGGAAGACAAGGAUGGGCUGCCAGUGAUCCAGCCAACACAGAAACACACUGCAGAGCAGGGUGAGGACCAUGACAAGCAGUGCAUUCUCUCACUGGACAUACAGGAGUGGAAAGAGAUCAUCAAUACCUUCCACAUCACCUCUGCCAUGAUCCCACCUAUGAAAACGGCUUCCAAGAAGAGGAAAUAAUCCUUCAGAGUCUUCAUUUCACCCAGCACUUCCUCCUUAACUCGCUUUUCCUUUGUCCAUUAUCACUUUCAGGUCUUCUUUUUCCUUUCUUACUACUCGUAGUCCUUCCUUCACCAUACUUUCAUAUUUUGCCAACUUCACUUUCAACUCCCUAUUCUCCUGAACCAGGUUUCUCUCUCAUUCUUCUAGAUUCCUUACUCUAGAUCUUAGUUCACUGUGCAGUCUCUUACCUCGGACAUCCUCUUCUUCCAUGACCUUGACUCUGUCUGUCCACGUAUUUAACUUCUUCUGCACCGGCAGUACUCUUCUGUAUACAGAUGAUUCCAUAUCACCAAACCCCGAGAAUGCAGGCUCAAUGCUUUCAUAACACUUGUCACUUCCAAAGCCCCCCCCCCCCCAUGGCUCCUUCUUGAACUUUCCACCUUGCUCCCCUUCCUCCUCCUCCCUUCGGUGUCUACCACCCUUCCUCCUCCUCACUCAUCCCACUCAAGCUUUUUAAGUUCUUUAGACAGGAGACAGACCACUUUAGCGCAUCACCCCGGCCCUGUAUUAACAACAACCUGGCUGGCAAUCAGCAUUAUCCUAAAGUAGUCGUGUAAUUUAAAAUGUAUAUUGGGGCACCAAAUUCACAUAUUUUAACUCAUGCAACAUAAGAGGUACCUGUACUUAUUGUGACAUCCCUGUUAUCUAUGUUUUCUAUGUAUCUAGAUAGUAAUGGAAAAAUGCCAGGAUUAUAAAAUUUUUACUCACUCAUAAUAUACUAUUACUUUCCCAAGAUAUGCAUAUAUACAUAAUAUAUAUUUUCAUGUCAUUCACAUCAGAAUCAGUUAUUUUUCACCUGAGUACAUACACUUCAUCAUCAAAGUGAAGACACAUAAGCUCAUGAUGUGUUAGUUUGUGAGAUCAUGUUUAUAAAGUUUUGUAAUUUACAAUCAUGAUUUUGAUUUCCACCUGUAAAUUUUGUUUUUACUGCACAGGAAAGUUUUCAUAAUUUACUUGGGUGUGGCCUGUACGAACAAGAGAAGAAACAAAGGGGGUUUAAAAUACGUCUUUGAGAGCCUUUUAGAUAAAUGACUGGGAGAGGAUCAAAGUAUUAGUGAGACCCAAGUUUGCGCAACUGAAUAAUUUCUUUAAUAUGUCAAUUACAAGAAUGCAGAGCAAAGCUUGUGUGAACAGGAAGGUUUUGAACUGGAAGUGAUAGUACCCAAUGACUAAUGUACUGAGCAGUAAUAGGUAGUGUAUGUACUCUAUUUAUUAGACAUCACCUCAGACCCAAUCUUGCAUAUCGUAAUCGCAGUGGUUAACAAAAGACUAACUCAGCUAUGAAGUUGGAUUGAAUGGGGCCCCCUUGGGGAGUCCCAGAGCACAGAGUUACAUAAUAUAGGGCCCACCUCCAACCUUGCCCUUCAUUUGAGGUGAAGCUCAACUGUAGAGCACAUGAGAUCAAGUUGGAGCAGCUGUCAUCGCGUGUGGAGGUGAAAGAAGUGACAUGGUGUUCUUGAUCGCUGACAAUGUUGGAGAGCAACAAUGUCAAAUGUUAUGAAAGUUAUACAAUGCACUGCUAUUAUUCUAAAAAGCAACACAUUCAUACCACUAUAUAGCAUUAUUUAAUAUGCAAUUUCAAAUAGUACAAUACUGCCAUGUGUGAAAGAGUGAUGUGGCAGAACUCUCUCUCUCUCUCCACUGAAUGAAGUGAAUAUUUAUUUUUUAAUAGAAACCUACCUCUUGUUUGAUUUACAUUGUUUUUAAUUUACGCAACCUCUUCAAGGACACAAUACUCGCGUAAAUCGAGUUACCUGUACCGAAGGUACCCGCCCUUCCCUUUAGCUCCACCACACUAAAAAAUAAAAUUGCUUUACCUUAAAACAUUGCGAAGGGAAAAAAUGUGGUGUAAUAACGAGGUCACCUCGUGAAGGCGGGGUGGGGCUUGGCUACCACAGAUGUGUCUGUGGUAGUCCAGUGAGGUGCUGCUAGUUCCCAAUAAUCCGAUUCAGCUCUACCCAGUGGCACCUCUAACCUCAUUGGUUAUGAAACUGCCACUGUGCAAAGCCUUUGUAAUACUAUUCAAGGCAUUAAUCACACUUAGCCAUAUUUUCUCUAACUGCUGUCUGAAAGUAUGGCUGGCAGCACAUCAGAGUAGUGGGCAUCUUUAUUUUGUCUUAUAUUUACACCCUUUCUCUGGCAAUGCUGUGAGGGGAAGAGACCAAGUUUUUGAGCUCAAAGGUGGUCCCUCAUGCUUGUUUGCUCCCACUGACACAGAGCAGGAUCUCAUCCAUCACAGAGAGACUGCAGCUGUCAUUGCAAGAUACUCACUCUGAGCUUCCUUGCUUUCUCUGAAAGCUUUCCUCAUUCAUCUUUAUUACUGUCUCCUUACAGUGCAGCAUUCCUGAUAUACCUCUUGAAAUUAUGCUCUGCAAAUAUGCAUUCCUUGAAAUCCUCAAAUUUAUCACAACAUCCGGUGAACAGCCUCCUUUCAGGUCUUUUUAGCGGUUAUUUUCCAGUCUGUCACUAUUUUUGUCCUAUUGUUCUCUUUGUCUGUUCAACAAAUUUACAGCUUUUCUUGUCCAUUACCAGUGAAACCACACAUUGUGUUGGGACAGCUGUUCAUGCAUUGAAAAAAAGAAGAGGGAAAAGCAGGUUAUUGACAAAAUAAAUAAAAUAUGCUGUUACUAAACAGUUUUUUCUAAGUAAAAUGAAUAAACAUCGAAUAAAAAAACUGCAA
Molecule: messenger RNA, 5030 nt
Organism: Eriocheir sinensis (Chinese mitten crab)
Lineage: Eukaryota; Metazoa; Arthropoda; Malacostraca; Decapoda; Varunidae
Gene: Nse4
Product: EP300-interacting inhibitor of differentiation 3-like
Exons: 9
Coding region: 1331-2308 (325 amino acids)
Biological process (GO): DNA repair
Cellular component (GO): Smc5-Smc6 complex; nucleus
Source: RefSeq, a predicted model, not a curated record